Molecule: messenger RNA, 658 nt
Organism: Triticum urartu
Lineage: Eukaryota; Viridiplantae; Streptophyta; Magnoliopsida; Poales; Poaceae
Source: RefSeq, a predicted model, not a curated record
AUACCGAGGAUGGAAAACUCUGCAUGGUCUAUGCAACUGAAGAUUUUCUUCUCCUUGUUUGGAUCCGCAGCGGGGACGGUGAUGGAAUUGAUAGUUGGGUGCUGCAAGACAUUAUCCGUUUGAGGGCAGAAAUGGAUCAGUUCACUACUACACCCUGGCAGUGGGAGGGCCAAGUCGAAGUUGUGCAAGUUAGGUUUGGAUGCGUGUACUUGUGCAUGACAAGCAUAACCGCUGCCGGCACACAGCGCAGCUCCUUCUUCUACCUUUCAUUGGAGACCAUGGAGAUUGAGCUUCUGAUCCACGGCACAUCUGGUGACUCUGCCUAUCCGUAUAUUAUGGCUUGGCCUCCUUGUUUGGUUGGUGAUGACAGGAGGACUGAACAUGAGGUUGAAGGAUCCUGCAGCUGUUUGCUGAAGUCCAGUAACUACACCAAGCAGAAGCGCAAGUCCUCGAGCCUGAAGGAGACGAGCCCCGUCGGCCUGGCCACGGAUUUCAACAGUGUGGACGUGGUGAGGCAGCCGCUGUCGCCCUUGCAGCCAAAGUCUCCAGACUGCAGGGUGCACAAGAAGUGAAGCCGGUCCUGACAUUCUCUUCUGGAUGGCUUGCAGUGAAGUAAACUGAACAUCCAUCCCUUAGCUAGGCAUCGUCCAGGGCUGUG